AUGUCUCGGCGUAUCAGCACUGACAUCUCCAAUGGCAAGGAGGGACAUCCAAACCACCACGAAGACAUUCUCGUACCUACGUCCUCUCGGUUUGAGAAGCUAUAUCUCGCUCCUGAGCAGGCUGUCGCUGGCCAGCUCCGCCAAACAUUUGGCAACCCGACCCCAGUAGCCCUGGGAGGGUUCCUACUCGCGAACACUCCUGCAACCAUCAUGCUGAUGGGCUGGGGGGGUGCCGGCAGUGACGCUGGCAACGCCUCUGCUGGCACCGGGACCUACUUCUUCCUCGGCGCAGCAUUGCUCUACACCGGUGGCAUCGGCGAGUGGAUUCUGGGGAAUACCUUUCCCUCAGUGGUCUUCUUCACUUUCGGUGGCUUCUGGGGUGCUUUCGGUGCAACUUUUACCCCGUUUUUCAACGCAAUCGCGGUCUACGAGAACCCGGAUGGUUUCUACAACUCAUUCGCCAUGUUUCUCAUCUUCAUAGCUGUGCUUUGCUUUCUUUACGCCAUUGCCGCCCUCCGCACCAACAUCUGUCUUGUGGCCAUUUUAGUCUGCUUCACAGUCACUUUCCCUUGCCUGGCGGCCAGUUACUUUGAUGCUGGCCGCGGUGAGGCUGGUCUGGCCAAGGAGCUCCGCAUCGUGGGCGCCGCAUUCGCGUUCGCGACCUCACUGAUUGCCUGGUACUUGUGGUUUUCCAUGAUAUUGGAUAGCGUGGACUUCCCACUGGCCUUGCCUGGCGGCGACCUCAGCAAGUAUACAAAGGGCCGCAGUAAGAAGGACAGUGCUGUGUGA
Molecule: messenger RNA, 789 nt
Organism: Cyphellophora europaea CBS 101466
Lineage: Eukaryota; Fungi; Ascomycota; Eurotiomycetes; Chaetothyriales; Cyphellophoraceae
Exons: 1
Coding region: 1-789 (262 amino acids)
Cellular component (GO): plasma membrane
Molecular function (GO): acetate transmembrane transporter activity
Source: RefSeq, a predicted model, not a curated record